Colletotrichum phormii is the source of this 1866-nucleotide messenger RNA. RefSeq lists its product as uncharacterized. The record is from RefSeq and is a predicted model, not a curated record. Bases 1 to 1866 code for a protein of 621 amino acids. The transcript has 2 exons. Gene Ontology annotation, cellular component: nucleus. Gene Ontology annotation, molecular function: transcription cis-regulatory region binding; DNA-binding transcription factor activity, RNA polymerase II-specific; zinc ion binding. Lineage: Eukaryota; Fungi; Ascomycota; Sordariomycetes; Glomerellales; Glomerellaceae. Gene Ontology annotation, biological process: positive regulation of transcription by RNA polymerase II.
AUGGAUGGAAGACAAGCUGCAUCCGUGCCGCCCAAGAAGCGCGUCAGAAAGUCUCGAGGCCGUGGCCUGCGCACCAAAACAGGGUGCUUGACUUGUCGCGAGCGACACAAGAAAUGCGACGAACAGCAACCGGUCUGUGGGCCAUGCAGCAUCUCGUCUCGUCACUGCGUCUUUCCCCAUCUUUUUCAAGAUGCGGACAGAAGAUCAAGCCCAGCUACCUCGCACAACGACCGCGUGACUGCGCGUCUCGGAGACAAUGGCAGCCAGUCACGCGUCGAUGAGCUCCCGCAAUCGAUCGGCUCAACAGAGUCCACCAGCCUCGAGUCGCAGAUGUCGUCGAUGCAGCAAGUCUCCCAGCCUCCCGGGACGUAUGACGCAGCUCACGCGCCCUACGUGAGCCAACCUCGCGUAACGGCGGGAGUGACGUUCGGCGACGUGUACAGCUACUCUCCCGAGACCGUCGCAUCCGAGCUGUGGACCACCGAUCUCGCCUCGACGCGAUGGCUCGGCCUGCUCGCCACCGACGCGGCGCAGGCAGACAGUGGCUUCUCACUCGCCCCGAGCCCCGCCCCGGAGGAUGAGGAACAGAGGCGGGCGGCGGACCUGCAUGGCCCGCCCGAUGCAACCAACCUCGAGUCUCGGCUGAACGAAGUCUCAGAUCCAGAGCGGAAAACUUGGCAGGCGGAUCGGGAUAUCACACUGUCCAACCGAGAGGCCGUACUCUUUCGUCACUUUACGGAACGAUCGGCUCUUUGGUUGGACUUCUUGGAUCCCAGGAAGCACUUCUCUACCUAUGCAGUCCGCUUGGCUUUGAGGAAUGCAGGUCUGAUGAAUGCAAUCUUGGCUAUGUCAGCUAAACACCUCUCAAAAUUGGGAGGAGGAUAUAGGAACUCCAUUGGCAGCAAUGAAGACACAGAGGAGGACCCCGGCGGAGAGUGGGUUCGGUACUAUUACGAGACUCUCCGCUACGUUCAAGAAGCAUUGGCAUGCACCAGCUAUACGGCUUCAGAAGAGCUCAAUGCCACGGCCAUUGUAAUCUCAGCAUACGAGAUGUUGGAUGAAUCAGACGGUCGAGGCAAUUGGCAACGACACCUGAAGGGCGUCUUCUGGAUCCAACGAUCUCAAGACGUCAAUGGGGCAUCUGGCGGACUGCGACAAGCAGUCUGGUGGGCUUGGCUUCGCCAGGACAUUUGGGCUGCUUUUCGCGAAAAGAGGCGUUGCCUCAGCUUCUGGGCCGCAGACAAAGACUUUGGUGAACUUGACCCACAUGGACUGGCUGACAGGGCCAUCUACCUGCUAUCGCGAGCCGUCAACUACUGCGCUUACUCUCGCAUGAUAGAGUCUUCGUCUUUGACUGAUGUUUCAGCUUCGGGGAAUAGAGCGAGGGCCGGAAGCGAAAUGCUAGCUGAGAUAGAGCGAUGGAAGUCGUUUCUGGGGACUGAGUUUAGACCCCUCCCGACGUCAACAAGUCCGUCCGAUGUCUUCACGCCGCUUUGGGUUCAUCCUCCCGAAUUUGGAGUUGCUCUUCAAGCGUACUCAUUCGCAAAGAUCCUUGUUCUCCUUCACAAACCGGUGUCUUCAGGGUUUGAUGUAUAUAUGAAGAUGCAACGAGCACUCUCAGAGGCGGUAGAUACGAUCUGUGGCAUUGCAAUGGAAUCCACAGACGAGGGGUGCCAAUUACUCUCAGCACAGUGUCUGUAUGGGGCGGGCCUAUGCGUACAAGACGCGCUAAAGAGGAACACUAUUCUGUCUCUGAUUGAGAGAAGUGAAGAGAGAGUCGGAUGGACUCCGAUGGCGACGUGGCGAGAUGACUUGAGGGAGGCAUGGGCAAAUGCUGAUAGUCAAAGUCCGGACGUGAUGCGUUGA